Molecule: messenger RNA, 600 nt
Organism: Rhipicephalus sanguineus (brown dog tick)
Lineage: Eukaryota; Metazoa; Arthropoda; Arachnida; Ixodida; Ixodidae
Product: ctenidin-1-like
Exons: 3
Coding region: 1-600 (199 amino acids)
Source: RefSeq, a predicted model, not a curated record
AUGACGCAAUACUUCGACAGCGCCUUCGCCAACCAAGAUCACUGUGAGAGGGACAAGGUGUGCAGUGUCCUACUAAGCGGCCUGGUUGCCAGCGCCUUUGGUGGAUUUAUCGGAGGCGGCGGCGGUGGCCUCGGCGGUGGUCUUGGCGGUGGAUACGUUGGUGGAGGUGGUCUCGGAGGCUAUGGCGGAGGCUACGGAGGAGGCUACGGCGGAGGAGGCCUCGGAGGAGGUGGUGGCAACGUUGGUGUCGGAAGCAGCGUAGUCCUGCUGAACGGCGGCAGAGCGGGCGGCGGCAGGUCCGUCGCUGGACCGGCCUUCCUAGUCCGGACUGUGCACCACGUCUCUCAGGUUCAAGGCGGCGGAGCCGUAGUAGCCCACUCCGGUCUCGGAGGGGUCGGCGGAGGUGUCGGAGGUGCAGGUCUCGGCGGUGGUCUCGGAGGAUUUGCAGGUGGCGUCACCUACGCCGGCACGGGAUACGGAGGUCUAGGUGGAGGAUACGGUGGCUACGGUGGAUACGGUGGUUAUGGUGGUUACGGAGGCUACGGAGGCUACGGUGGCUACGGCUGGCACCGGCGGACGGCGGAGGCAAGGUCGUCGUAG